Molecule: messenger RNA, 13456 nt
Organism: Lytechinus pictus (painted urchin)
Lineage: Eukaryota; Metazoa; Echinodermata; Echinoidea; Temnopleuroida; Toxopneustidae
Product: histamine H2 receptor-like
Exons: 1
Coding region: 2029-3270 (413 amino acids)
Biological process (GO): adenylate cyclase-activating adrenergic receptor signaling pathway
Cellular component (GO): plasma membrane
Molecular function (GO): G protein-coupled receptor activity
Source: RefSeq, a predicted model, not a curated record
AGAACGGAUCACCAAUCUGUCGUUCGUGAGAACUGAAGGAGGAUUUUCUUUCAUCUUAGGGUUUCCGGCACAUGAAGCACUUCGCUUGGCGCGGCAGUCUUGGAAACAAGCGGUGAGGAAGAUACCAGAAAAUGAUUGGGUAACACCGAAAUCUUCGGGGUUGUACUAUCACUGAUUUGGACACACAAAUUUAUGUUAAGCAUGGUUUCAAGUCGUGGAUUGUAGCCAUCUUUAGACGUAACCAUAACAAAUCUGAAGCUCUAUCUGAAAUCAGAAUUGUACCAGUUGACUAAAUUUCUUACAAAUCACUUUUAAGAUCGUAAGACUGCUCGAGCUACAUCAUCUAUUGAUCACACGUACAAAAACGUACCUGAUAUCUUCAACCUUUUUGGCGGGAAAGUUGAAUAAGGAGAUCAGAAACAAGGGUGAUAUUUCAAAACGGAAUAUAUUCGUUUCAAGGUUUAUGCACUCGCAAGACGUUGACAGAUAAAGGCCAAUUACGUUAUCCAGAUCUGACAACAUACACGCGCACUUUUUCGGUAUGAAUCGCAAGAGGAAAGCAAGGUAGAGAAAGCGAAAGGAAGAUUUUCAACUUGCCCUUCUGCAUCGUCUUGUCAUUUGGAAGUAAUUUGUGAGCGCCUGGAGCGACACAAGUGAGGUGCGUGUUUUGAUUUCGUCGCUGUUUCUUUCACUAUUCUUGUGUAGCACCUGUCUUUAGACCGCCACAUUUACAUUUCUCGUUCGCAAGAAUUAAGCCAUCCAGGCGGAAAUAUUAAGGAAUAUCGAGGGAGUGUGGAGGAGAAAGAAAGAAGUGAUAGAAAAGGUCCUCCAAAAGGGAUCCUACUUGUGAAUUUCUUGUCCGUGACUACGUAAUAGCGCAACGCAAGCGCUCUUGCAUAAAAUCGGGCGGAACGCCUGCAUGCAUCUUGCGCCAGAACUGUCCAGCAUUCGGGUUUUGCCCCUUACUUUGAGAGGUGAUUGUGAAUUGUGAACAACGAUUAGCAUUCGAUUGCCGUCGAUAGGAGCCUCCGAUUUCUACGCAUGAGCGACUUUGUUUCAUCUUGCAUCAACUACGUCCGAAUCAGUUUAGUCGUUGUCAUAGUAACGGAUUUACCCGAACGAGAAACAGUGUUCAGUCAAGAGAGAGAAUUUACUCGUUGAGAAAAGCAUUUUCUUCUCCUUCUUGAAAAAAUGUCAUCGCAGCAUCAUUUUCGGGCGCAAUAUUAUACCUUUCACCGCAUUUAUCCUUACGUUCAUAGCAUACUUGAUACUCUACUCUUCACCGGAAAUUGACAUAUCAAUAUCUUACACGCCAAAGGGAAAGGUGUACAUCUUACAGGAUUAUUGCAUUUUAUCACGUACAGUUUUAAAUCUCAUUUGAGGGUCGAAAUAGUUAUAGAGUUUGUGUCAUCACGCUAAAGAUCUGCAUAGCGUCACAACAGCCACACAGCCUAUUCAGCAGCUAAUGAAGUUCAAAUAGUAAUUGGUUUCGACCUUCGGGGCGAAGCUGGCACAGUGAGGGUUCUAUGCUCCGACCCCUCGUUUCGAUACAUUCUUAAUCCUUCAACGAUUAUCAGACGACGACGAAUGCAAAUCUGUGAACCGAGCGUAUCAAUUAUUUUCAACCGGAGGUGAAUGCAAAACAAAAACACAUCGCGUGUCUAUGUUAUGAUGAUUUUUUUUUAAUUCCAUGACGACGAUGUAUUUCUAGAUUGUGUGAUCUAUACUGGUUACAAGUGGAGGUGAAAAUGUAUGUUAUUAAUUCUGUUUUGGUGCAUUCACGUUAAGGGAGGGUCGUGCUUGCCCUGAUAGAGAGAAAUUGAUAUUCUCUCACUUUCACCAAUUACACUAGUGUUCUCAGUUCAUUUUUCUACUAACGUGUACGACGAAUCUCGCUGUAUUCUUCGAUUUUGAAUGAAACCGCUUUCGCACCUUAAGUUGGAUUGCUUAUAUCGUGUUGAUAGUUGGGAUCUCCCCGUUUAAAGAGAGUUGCUUUCUGACAUCUUUUAAUGCGUCUGAAAGAGAACAAUGGAGGAUGUAGAUUCGAACUACACUCUGAUAUACUACCAAAACGACAACGACUCGUUCACGAACUCCGAUACGCCGUCGGAAGGUUAUACGAGGGGUGUUCUUUCCGUCAUCGGAAUCGUACUUGUUAUCAUUAUCUUCGCUACCAUCUUUGGAAAUAUCUUGGUUAUACUUUCACCGACCGUCAAUCGCAGGUUACGGAAUGUCACUAAUAUGUUUAUUGUGUCGCUUGCAGUCGCCGAUUUGUUGCUGGCAAUUCUUGUUCAACCGUUCAGUGGUCUGAUGGAGCUGCGCAACCAGAAAUGGGGUUUCGGGGCCAUAGUCUGCAAUCUCUACGUGUCUUUUGAUGUACAACUCUGCACUGCUUCCAUCCUCCACCUCUUUGCCAUCAGCAUCGAUCGGUAUAUCGCCAUCAGCGACCCCAUGAACUACCGGAAGCGCCUCGAUAGACGAAAAGCGGUGAUUACCAUCACCAUUGUUUGGGCAGUGUCCAUAUCAAUAUCAUUUUUACCAUUGCAUCUCGGUUGGAACACGGACUCGGGAGAGAUCCAGAACUUCGCGCAACCGGAAAAGUGUUAUCUCCACGCGAACACAUAUUUUGCUCUUUUGGACGGGCUCCUACUUUUCUACCUACCUCUGACAGUUAUGUGCUGUUUGUAUUUCCGCGUACUCAACAUUGCGCGCAACCAAGCGCGUAAGAUCAAUUCACAGACUGCACAUGUGUCAGCGCAGUACAACGGCAACGCCAAAUCCACGUCGCGCGAAGUCCUGAAAGCGCCGAAACCACGCGCUGGCGUGGAUGAACAUCGGGCUACUAAAAUGCUUGGCGUUAUCAUGGGGAGUUUCAUCAUCUGUUGGGUGCCAUAUUUUACCAUCUUUACUUUUAUUCCUUUGUGCAACUGCGAGGUUCCGCAGGCCUUGUCGUCGGUUGCUCUGUGGCUGGGGUACUUGAACAGCACGCUUAACCCCAUCCUGUACGCAGCACUCAACCGGGAAUUUCGGCGAGCGUUUCGGAAACUAUUGCGACUGAGACGUUUCAAAAGACACGAGGGCAACACGUAUAUCUCCCAUCUUGAGCUGUCCACGCCGCAUCUUAUGUCGGUCCAAGACGGUAAAUGCAGCGCCUCAGCAGGCAGGAGAGGAAAGAUGGGUAAUGGCAGUCCUACAGAUGUGGACUCACGGAAAAAUUCAAGGGAGAGUAGAUUAAGUAAUGUGUGCUUGAACGGUGUCAAUGGGCAAUAAUUCCACUUGGUCAAGAUCUCUAUUCAUUAUAAAAAUAUAUCGAUAUAUCGUGCUUACUGGUUGAAUGAAAAGUUAGUGAGAAAUAAUUGCACACUCAAUCUGUUUCCACUAAAACUCCAUAGUAUUCAUUCUCUUUCAAAAUUAUUACAUAUCAUUUAAGUAGAUCAGUCGUUAAACGCAGAUAAAGCAGCAAAUGUAUUCACUCAUGUAUGGAAUAAAAAAAAACAUUUAGUAAGUUAGCAGGUUAUUAAACGAAGACAGAAUUUCGAUUUUUAUACAUUAAGGAAUUAAGGGUGCAUUCAUGAGAAUUACAUAUUUUCAAAUCACUUAUUUUGACGAAAUGUAAAGUCUUGUCAUGCACAAAUUUUGAUAAAUUAUAUGCAUUGAUGAUUUCGGUAUUGCUUUAUGUAUAGAUUGACGUUUUGUGAAGCGAUGUUCAAAUCGGUAUAGACUUGUUAAGACAAAACAGUUAUGCAAUCAGUUUAAAAUAACUGUAUUCUUAGAAUGUAAAGUAAUGUGAAUUUGAAGUCCGUAGUUCAGUACUAAACAAAAUCGCAGACGUAAGCGUGAUACGAUUUAGACAAUUUUUACAUCAUGCUACAAAUUUCAGAUCUAUUUUUACAAGAUUCAUUUUUUAACCGAACGUUCUGGCUACCCUUUAAAGUCGCUUUGUUUUACGAAAUUACGUUGUCUGGCUCCAAGUAAAAAAAUGUGUGUGUGUAUCUUUAUGCUUGGUACCUUCAAGUCAAACCAUCAAAAAGAAUCUGCAAAUGUUCAGAAGUGUUUCUUUUAUUACACUCUUAAAAUGCCCAACUUUUAACCAACACUAGACAACUUACUGUCCACACAACUAUUGAUUAAAAUCUGCCCAAAUUCGGUAAUAAAAAUUAAUAAUUUGAUAAUAAAAUUGCUCACUUGGAUAAUAAUUGCCUAGAAUAUAUACUGUAUAUACAUUUUGACUAACAAACAUUACCCAACACAGUGGACAGUAUGUUGCCCAACAUUUUAAGUGUAUACCCUGUAUUUUUCUCUGCAUGUGUAAUGUCAGCCCUAUUAAAGAGUUGGUUAUAAGCAAUUUCUUUCACAUUUACACCCCAGCGGCAAUUAUAAAUCAUGUUGAAGUGUCCUGUUUUCAAGAGCUACUUAUACAGAACCUCAUGUAACUGUCUUAUAAUCCACAAUUGAAUUGUUUUUAAGAAUAGUCUCCUUGAAGAGUGGCCAUGCGUAAAGUUCUGGCUACCCUCUGAGCUGUUAUCUUUGGUUCUGUCUAUUUCUUUAUAGUCAACAGCAAAUCCCAUCGGCAAUUCAUGACAACCCGCCAUCAUUCAAGUUUGUUUGGUAAUCAAAUAUAACUUACAUGUCAUAAGAGGCAAUUUCAAUUUAAAUUCUCCUUGUCAAAAUGUUAGUUUAGAUUAAGGCGUCUUUUUGUAAGUCCUUUAUAAGUUGCGAUUUGAGAGUCAAACUCCGUCACCAGCAAUGGGAGAUGAGAUUCAAUAAGUCAAUCGAGGGAUAUUUUUUUGGGGCAGGGGAUCUGUGUGUCAAGAUACCGUCAAGGCACCUGAUGGUUAACCUAAUUGUGCAGCUCUUCUUCUUUUUCAACCUCCAUCCCGGGCGUUAUCCUCCCACCAGCGAACACUGCUUUGAGCAGCCGCUGCACCUGCUCCGCGCGACAUUCAUUUUCCGUCUUAUAACCUCAAGACGAACAUUCUGCUGCGAGGCAGUAGGACGUUAAGUCGUAACAUUUUGAGUAAUGAACCGCUUGGUUGUGGGCCCUUUAGCUUAUCUCUAAAGAGUUCGGCACUAAAAGCUACUCAUUAGCUUAUAAAAUCAGACGUUUGUAUGAGAUAAUUUAUAUCAAAAACGUUUGGUGAGUAAUUUUGAUAUAUAGUUUUCGGUUCACUAGGACUUGGGUGGGUUCCAUUGCUUGACAUAGAACGUAUUUACUUGACAAAUUACUUUUUCCUUAUCUGACUUAAACUGUGCCACUUUGCUUGUCAUUGAUCUUGUUAGCAUGACAAAGCAUUGACAAAGAACUGCUAGUUCGUGACAAUUACUGAGUAAACUACUUGACUUCGGUCUGUAGCUGCGUCGUUUGCUUGACGAGUGACAACGUCAUUUACUUGACAGAGACCAUAUUUCUUGACGAAAUGUGUAGUGUCAUAGCCUCGACCUGUGGGACUUUGUUAAUUUUGUUCAAAUAUCACAGUGACAGUUGCCGUUCUGAGACCGGCGUCAUUUGACAUGACAUUUGCUUGACGUAAAAGCUAGUAAUAUUGUAGAGAAAGGAGUGCGUCAUUUCCCCCGACAUAGAACCGUAGGUCAGGAAAAUUUAGUCAGAAACAGAGUCUGACCUUUCUUUUUAAUAAUGUGAUUUUAAUUUCCAGACAUAAUUUUAAUCUCGAUUAAAAAAAAAUACACACAUGCCCUACUUGUUUCUGGGUGAUUAUUUUAUUCAUUUCAAGAUAGUCAAUGACCGAGAAAAGUGAAUGAAAUCUUUUUCUAGAACAGCAGCAUUAUAACGUAGCCUGCAAAAAAAAAAAGAGUCAACGUAAAUCUGAUUUUUUUGAACAAGUAUGGUAAUGAUAUGGCAUUCCCACGGGGAUAGAAUACAAAUGUGCUGAAGCAUCGUAUAAUUAUAAUGCAUAUUUUCAGUCAAAACAGGCUGUUACACAAUUAGACUUGCCUCGUGUCAAAUAUUCACGAGGAUAAUUGAAGAAUAAUUUGAACUCAAUAUCGAAACUGUGCCAAUGGACCUUGGCCAGUGGUAUGACUCGCAGGUUGCAUUUAGAAAUUAAUCUGACUCCCAAAUUGAUUGAAAAAGUAGUUCAUAAUCACAAAAAAUAGACAAGUAUUUCCGGGUGUGUCUUUCGGGCAUUGAGGAGAAAAAGGGAUUGUCAGUGGGUGAAUUGAGCCACUUGGAAACGAUUGUUUUUGAGAAUAUACAUAGUGAAAUACUGCGUAAAUAAAAUUCGACACUACUUUGUUUUUCGUAUAAAACUUCAGAAGGCUACAAUUUUGUUAAAGGACUGACUGACAGACUCUCAGAACAGAACGACGGCUGAAAUAAAACCUAGGGUAUGUUAAAAAAUACUAACCCGGCAGUGUAUUAGCUUGUGCUCGGUUCCGUAAACAUGUAUAAAAAAUGUUGGAUGAAUAAAGAGAAUACAUCGAAUCUGUUGGUUUGUAACCCAAUGCCUUGCAUAAUUUAAGUAGUUAUUUUGAUAGAAUUUUCUUGAUAAACAGAUAAAGUCGAAAUCUGAUAACUUGGUAAUAUUUACGAGGUAUAAUGAAGAACAGCCACGUAGUUACGUCUUACUAGAGGACAUGAAUGUAUUAUAAGACUAUAUUUUCAAAAUGUUACAUCGUGAAGUAAAAGGAACCAUGGACUGAUUAUAGUAGUUUAUUUCCUGUUCUGAUGCUAUACAAAGCGUCCAUGGGACUUUGGGCUCAACUACCCGAAUCCUUCUCUAUUUUAUCUGUCGUAGUUUUUCGAACAAAAUGGACCCGAUACAGCUCUGAUAAAGAGACGAAUGCUAGGUGCUCAUUCUUACUCACUUUAGACUGAACUCUGCCACCCCCUUUAAUUUUUUGUUUUACAUGGACCACCCGAUUCCGGUAAGCAACGAGGGUAAUGCUACAGUUAUACCAACUAAACAAACUCCAAACCGACCGAUGGUAUGUCAUUGGUAAUAACGUAAUAGCUUUGAUCGGUCUGAAGUCGGUUUCACAUGUGUGACUGCAUCAAAACUUUAAAGUGCAUCAUGAACUUGAAAUAAACAUCCAUGUUGUUCCUUCUUAAAUAACCAAACACACUUGUAUUUCCGUUUAUUCGUGUUCAGGAAAUGGGUGAACCUCUUCCAAAGAGAGUAGAGUAGAAAUCGAUGUCCAAAUAGAACGUCAUCAUUUAGGAAAGCCAUUAAAAAGCAAAGGAUGACAAACUCCUUGACCAGCGAGCACGUACCGUACUUCCCUUAUUACACUUUAUUGUGUUUUCUGGACAAUUAUUUCAGAAUGACGAUGCGGAAAAUUGGCGCCAACGAAGCAGAAGAAUGCAAAGGCUUUCCGUGUUUCCUUGGGGUGCUUCGUUCACGCUUGUUUGACAUCAUAGACUGACCAAGACUGAUGCCCAUUAUACGACGGCAAUGCCGAUGACAAUUUACGAAGACGACCCUUGACUCGAUUCGACAUCGACGAAGUCCCGAAUGACGUCAUUAUUUCCGUUUCUGUUUCUCCAAUUUACUUUCCAAUAUUCAAUGAUAUUUGGUGGGUUUUUUUUUCUAGUUAGGACCUUGCAUAUCUCAAGAAAUUCCAAUAGUCAUAUUUCUGGAUUUUAAUACAAGUACAUUCACGACAGUCUUGCAUUAGACAUUUAGUUUUUGUUUGGUAAUCUUCCAGAUUUUAUCACGAGGUGAUGUCUUUUUUUCUAUGACAAAUCUUCAUUAAUAAUGGUGCUUCGGGUGAAACGAAUACAAUAAUCUAAUAAGAAGCUUAUUUAUUAUUGGAACAUCAAAUUGAAAGAUUUUCGACGCGUAAUGGUAGGUAAGAUUUAAGCAAUAGACUAAAUGAAGUGAAUAUCCUGCUUAGAACAUCACUUAAUAUUGUUAAGUUCCAGAAAACAAGAGCGACGAUGGGAGCUAUAGUAAUAGCAAACUUUAAGCGACGGUCACAGCAACGAUACGGAUUCCAAACCAACAUUACUGAUUAUCUAUUACGUUAUUAGCAAUAAAGAUGAUCGGUCUGUUUCGUUCGAUCCGCUGAUGUGACUGUUUAGCAUUAGCGAGGACCUUGUGGUGUUACUUGCCUUUUAAUCGAGUCCUUUACCUUUAGAUUCCAUAUCAAAUGUUAUCUUGUCCUUUUUUACUUCUAUUUUAGGAAAACGUUGUUUUUCACCGCCAUCCAACGGUGCCUCACUCGUCCUCGAAUUACCGAACAAUUCCCCGUCUCCUUUAAGAUCUGAUUUGAAUAAUCUUCCACCCCUGACCCGAUCGAUCCGUUUUGAAAUGGCUGUCAGAAGCGGGGAAUCAGGGAUGAAUUUUCAGUGAGGAAUUGUAGACGGGUAAAGAAGGGAGGCCACAUGAACAGACCAGGGGUGGAUGGGAGAAACAUACUAAUUGUUAAAGUCACACCAGCGAAAUCGACCCCAAGCCAAUCGAUGAUAAUUAUAGCCUUACAAUUACGUAAUGGCUUUGAUCGGUCAAGAGUCUGUUUGGUUCGUGUGGCUGGGGAUCGUGGCUCCCCAGGGAGAUUGUGAAGAUAGAAGACCGGGCUAGUGCCCCGAUUUGAAAUAAUAAAUUCAAAUCAAUUCACCUGGAGAUUGUUCUAAAUUCCUAUCUUCUAACAAGACAAUUUGGAAUCUUGGUAACAUGUGAAUUAAAUCCAUCGAAAUUCUUUGCAAGUAGGGCUCAGAUCGGAUUCCGAGAUGUAUUCACCUCUCAAUCUAAACUCUAUCAUCAAUGCGCAGUGUUUAAUUUGAUUUUUAAAGGGGGAAUCGAAAGUAUAAACGUUAAAAAAAAAUGAUGAUACGCUGCUCAACUCCCAUGUAUUUUUUAUAAUUAUCUUGCACACCCUCACGAACAUUUUAUCAAUUUGUCCUACCCAUAAUUUGGUAUUUUUCGUGAUGUCCUUAAUAGCAUAAACAACCCCCACUCAUUUGUGGUGCCCCCAUCAACCGAGAAUUCUCGGGCUACGCCCAAUGGAUUUAGGGGGCUCUUAUUCGAACUUAUUCCAGAGCACGGAUUUAUGCAAAGUGCAGGGCGAUGGAAAAGAUGAGGAGAUGCGAGAUCGAUCAAGCGAAAAUCACCAAAUCCCGCGUUUUCCCGCGUUCCCGCUCUUAUGUAGUAGUCUGAAGAUAGAGACUCGCAAAAAACAUGCGGGCUCGUCGCCGAAAGUUGGAAUUUCUUUACAAGCUCUCAAGAAAAUUCAGUUUAAGCUUAUGAAGGUGUAAAGGGUAUAUUUAAAGAUUAUUACAAAUACAAACACUGGGCACUUAUCAAAAGCUGUGGGCUAUGAGAGGUUGAAAUAAAAUGUUUAUGAAAAUAGUAUUCAGGAAGCAAGUUUGAAGGAGACGACAGUUAAUUAUUCAGACCGUUGCAACGCGUUGUAGUAAAAGUCGGAAAUAUGGCGGACGUGAAAAUCGGCCCAACGCCAACACUUGGCUGUCACCGCCAAACUUUGGACCAUUUAGCUGACAGCUUGUCUAAUUCAUCAAUUUAAUUUCAUUUGUGUUCUGGUAUUCACUCUAAACAUAUCAAAUGUAUUUUUUUAAUACAUGUAUGUCAUACUAGUGAAAUGAAUCAUCUGCGUAAUUAUGAUUGAUAUAGCUGGUACAUUUUGGAAAUCAUUAGAACUCUUAAAAUAAAAAAGAAACAUUACCAACGAUUUGUUAUAGUAUCUAAGGACGACAAGUAUUCAAGUGUUGUUUUUUUUCGUGAUUUCUCAAUAUCAAUUUUAAUCACAACAACAGAACCGAAUUUAGACCGAUCAAAAAUAUACAUUAUUUCGAGUGCCAAUCAAUCAUUUAAAGUCGGUUCUUUUGGUGUGAUUGCAGCGUUGGGGAGAAACUUUCAGAAAAAAAAUACCUGAACAUUACAUGUAUUCAUCAAGGUCUACUUUCUUCAUGAUACCUUUCCCUAUGUAGUCCUAUAGGGUGUAUCAGAAGAAACUUAUUCAAUACAUUCAAACUCAAAGCAGAUUGCAUUGAUAUCAAAACAGACUAGACAGACUAGAUGUAAUUUACCAUCAUCAUCAUCAGUGGCGUAAUGAACCAAAAAUGUUGAGGGGGUUAGAUAUGGCGUAUUGGGCAAAAUGUAUUUAUUAAAAAAAACAAUGCGAGCGAGCAAAAAUCUCGACAUUUUUAUCACAGAAAUCAAAUUUUGCGAGAAAUUUUGACAUGAUAUUCAGAAAAUGAUAUUACAUCCUUCUCUCUUUCCUUUUCUUUUCUGUUUUUUUUUCUUGGUCGUUACUUUUUAUGGUUAGGGCAAACGCCCCAAAGCCCCACCCCCACCUUAACGCUACUGAUCAUCAUCACCAUUACCAUCAUCAUCAUCAUCAUCAUCAUUACCAUCAUCAUCACCAUCAUCAUCACAAUCAUCAUUUUCAUCAUCAUCAUCAUUACAAUCAUCAUUAUCAUCAACAUCACCAUCAUCAUCAUCAAAGAAUUGUAGUCAUCACUUUACCAAUGGCAAGAUGCCAACUUUGGGAUAUAACGCUAACAAAAACACACAAAAAGUGAAUGAUGCAUUAUGGUUAAAACUAUUUUUUAUCAACACUGACUCUGACUUCUACAAGUACUGCCGACUUGAUCAAUAAAUGGGGUAAAAUGCUAGCUUUCACUGAUUACAUAGUUUCUCUCAAAUUGCACAAAUUAAUCACCAUUCAUUUUCACGAAAGUUCGUUAAUGCGUGUCGCGAUUGCAAUAAAACCAUUAGCAAUUGAUUUCGGUAUCAAUCGAGGAUCGCAUUUCAUGAGGCUUUAAAGUGCAUGACUGUGUUGACUAAACUCGUGAGUUCACGAAGUUAGGGAGAGGAUAAAAUAUGUUCAUUUGCCAUGUUUGCCACUAUUCUAACAAGUAACAGGAAUUGCCUAUUUUAUUGGUCUUCUCCCCAUUUCGUGUCAUCCCAGAUGGUCUAAUCCUAGUUCGUCUACUACUAGUUCGUCUACCAACCAUUUGGUCAGACUGCCAUUUAGCUCAUAUACCAUUUAGUCAUAUUUCCAGUUAGGCUAUGCCCAUUUCGUCUAAUAUUCACUUGGUCUCACACCAAUUAUUCUACGUGAUUAGAUGAACUCUUCAUUAACCAAAUUUUCAUAUGGGGGGGGGGGGUGGGUUGGCUUCAGCCGCCCCCAUUUUUGUCUCACCUGCAUAGCAGAGUGAGACUAUAGGCGCCGCUUUUCCGGCGGCGCGGCGUUGGCGGCGUCAACACCAAAUCUUAACCGAAGGUUAAGUUUUUGAAAUGUCAUCAUAACUUAGAAAAUAUGUAGACCAAGUUCAUGGAACUUGAACAUAAGGUUAUUCAAGUAUUACUGAACAUCCUGCCUGAGUUUCAAGUCACAUGACCAAUGUCAAAGGUCAUUUAGGGUCAAUGAACUUUGGCCCAGUUGGGGGAUAUCUGUUGAAUUACUAUCAUAACUUUGAAAGUUUAUGGAUCUGAUUCAUGAAACUUGGACAUAUUAAGAGUAAUCAAGUAUCACUGAAAAUCCUGUGCAAGUUUCAGGUCACAUGAUCAAGGUCAAAGGUCAUUAAAGGUCAAUGAACUUUGGCCAAGUUGGGGGUAUUUGUUGAAUUACCAAUUUCAUAACUUUGAAAGUUUAUUGGUCUAGUUCAUAAAACUUGGACAUAAGAAUAAUCAAGUAUCACUGAACAUCCUUUGCGAGUUUCAGGUCACAUGACCACAGUCAAAGGUCAUUUAAGGUCAUUGAACUUUGGCCAUUUUGGAGAUGAUUAUUAGAUUGCUGUCAUAACUUUCAAAGAUUAUAUAUUCAGUUUAUAAAAUGUGGAUAUAGGGGUAAUCAAGUAUCACUGACAAGUCUGAGGUCACAUGAUCAAUGUCAAAUGUCAUUUAUUGUCAGUGAACGUAGUAUUGUAUCAUUAUAUGAAUGGUGCUUUUUGUGAAUAACUAUUUUGUAGUAGUUUUUAAAGUCAGCACUGCUGCUAUAUUGAAUCGCGUGAUGCAGGUGAAGAUGCCAGAGGCGCUCCACUUGUUUGUUUUUUUUGCCUACCUACAAGGUCUAGUCCGAGUUCGUCUACAAACAGUUCGUCUACUAACCAUUUGGUCUAAUCGUCAUUUCGUCCAUUUACCAUUUUCUCUAAUUUCAAGUUAGGCUAUUCCCAUUUCGUCUAAUAAACACUUGGUCUAUCACCAAUUAGUAUAUAUGAUUAGAGGAACUUUUCAUGGACCAAAUAUUCAUUUCAUAAAAAGUGACAAUUACUAAGUAGACGAAUUGAAAUUAGAAUACUGGCAAUAGUAAUAACUUUGUAUUGUUGCGACUUAACUUCUCAAUUUGCGACCCUGUACUCCUGUCAUUCGUUUCAGAUUACUGCAACAUGGAGUGAUGUGAUUGAAUUUAUAGUGGAAGAGUAAGGAGAAAGAUCAAAAUACAACAUUAUCUAUUACAGAAGACGUUCACGAUCGACAUGAGGUAAAUUACGAUCAAUCAGAAUGACGCGUAUAGGCCCGAUGCUUUGCGAUUGAUUGACGAGCUAUAGCAAAAAACAGAUUCUGUGCGCAAAAUCUAUUCAUAUGCCGAACUGGAUUUUGAUUGUCAAAUGACAACUUGGAGGGAAUAUGGCAUGACAAAAUGUCCCUUAAAAUAGAAUGAUUUUCACUCCCUUAUCGUUCCAUCUGGCCUGUUUGUCAAAAAUGUGUGUUAAAAUGGUUUCGUUAAUUCUCAUUCUUAAUUUCUUUACUUGCUCAUUUCCAUUCAUUAAUCUAUAAUUUAUAGUAUUGUAGUAUUGUUUUAUUACUAUUAUUAUUAUACCAUUUUUUUGUUCAUAACUUCUGUUAUACCCCCUAAAUUUAACGAUUAUUCCUUGGUGUAACUGGCUAUUUAUCACAGACAACUUAUUUCUUUGAUGCCAAGGCUUUUAAAUCCGUCGAUAUCUAUAGUUCGCAUCUAUGCUGUAAGUGGGUAGACUUAAAGUAUAAUUUUACAUUUUUUUUCGCGAUGGUGGUCUUGGGGGCUAGUUAUCAAUGCGCUCAUAUGUUGGGAAUCAACAACUGAAAUAACUUUGCCAUUUUGAUAUUUUUAUCUGAUCUUCAAAAUAGUAUUGGUGUUCAAACAUUUGUCUUGAAUUUGAAAGGAUUGGAAAUCCCGUGGGAUUAAACAGUAGCUGUUACAUGGUGCUUAUAUUACAGAAUGACUACAUUAAUGACUACAUUUUACAUAUUAUAUUGCAAGGCGUAAUUUCUUUUUCUUGUAGCUAGGCCAUGCUAAAUAGAAAAAACGAAGGUUUUCAUUAAGUACAAAUCUUUGUGUAGGAUAACAUUAAACCCUGCAUGUCGCCCUGAGAGAAUUUUAUUUAGAUAUGACGAAAACUAUACAUGCUUUUCUAAUUGGUGUACUUGUGCAUUGUUGUACAGAGAUUGUAGAACGCUAUAAGAUGACCCACUUUAUGCAGAGUUGUAUAUAUUUGCUACUAAUAUUUCUCAAGGGAAUGAAUAAAGAGAGUAAUCACUUGUGUCUAUUAUUA